AGGGGAUACGCUCAUGUCACUUUGGCUGACGAAAGUGCUUUCGCCGAGGCCCUUAAACUGGAUGGAUCUAAGGCUUGGGCAGGAGGCAGUGGACGACAACGCUGGCUUAAGGUCACUGAGGCAAAGUCUGGCAGCAACUCUGGUACUGUGGGGCGCGUGAGGGAAGACGGGUAUAGGGGGAAAUAA
Perkinsus marinus ATCC 50983 is the source of this 186-nucleotide messenger RNA. RefSeq lists its product as hypothetical. The record is from RefSeq and is a predicted model, not a curated record. The transcript has a single exon. The annotation marks the transcript as partial. NCBI's taxonomy places the organism in Eukaryota, Perkinsozoa, Perkinsida, Perkinsidae.